GAAAUUUAUGCGAAUGGCGUCUGAGGGAAACUUUUUUGUGCAGAUGUUUUCCUAAUUUCUAAAGCCAUGUAUCACAAAGGAGGAGAUGGAAAGCCUCGGGGGUUCGGAUUUUCAGGAUUUGCACUUGGCGGCAAGAAACCAGAUGAAGUUGACCCUACUAAACCUGUGUCUGGUAUGGCUGGGAUGCCAAGCAAUGCUGGUGGCAGGUUCAUGCCUGGACGAUCAUUUGGAUAUAGUACUAACAUAGGGAAGCGGAGAGCCAGAAAUGAAGACGAGUAUUUUGAUGACGAUGAUGAAGAAGGUGACUUGGAGUACCAGCCUGCCCCUGGAAGUCCUGGUGCUGAGGACAAAAACAAAGAUGGAAGUGACAGUGACGAUCCUUUGGAUGCCUUCAUGGCAGAUAUUGAGGCAGAAGUAAUAGAAAAGAGCAAAGAAGGUAAAGACCACAAAGAAAAGUCCAAGGAAAAGAAAAAGGACAGAGGUGUGAGAGACGACAUUGAGAAUGAAGAUGUCCAGGAAGCGUUUUUCCGCUACAUGGAGGAAAACCCCAUGGCUGGUGUGAUCCUUGAUGAGGAUGAGUCAGGAAUUGAAUAUGAUGCUGACGGGAACCCUAUUAUACCAGAGAAAAACAAGAUGAUUGAUCCUCUGCCCCCUAUUGACCAUACAGAUAUUGACUACAAAAAGUUUGAAAAGAAUUUCUACCAGGAACAUGAGGAGAUUUCUAAACUAACACAGAAUCAGGUUGAUGAACUACGAAAUAAAUUGGGCAUCAGGGUAUCUGGGUUUUCCCCUCCGAAUCCGACAACCAGCUUCGCACACUUUGGCUUUGAUAAUGAACUGUUGACAGUGAUCAGAAAGUCUGAAUACACACAGCCCACGCCCAUUCAGGCUCAGGGGGUGCCCAUCAUCCUGAACGGCCGAGAUAUCAUUGGAUUAGCUAAGACUGGUAGUGGAAAGACUGCCACAUAUCUGUGGCCCCUUCUUGUACACAUUAUGGACCAGAAGGAACUGGAGCCUGGGGAUGGACCUAUAGGGCUGAUAUUGGCCCCUACUAGGGAACUGUCGCAACAGAUUUACCAUGAGGCCAAGAAAUUUGGGAAAGUGUACAAUAUCAAUGUAGUGUGUGCCUAUGGAGGAGGCAACAUGUAUGAACAGACGAAGGCAUGUCAGGAGGGGGCGGAGAUCAUUGUAGCCACACCUGGUCGUUUAAUAGACCUGGUGAAGAAGAAGGCUACCAAUCUCCAGCGUGUGACUUACCUGGUAUACGAUGAAGCUGACCGCAUGUUUGACAUGGGCUUUGAGCCACAAGUCAGGUCUAUAGCUAACCAUGUGAGGAAGGACCGACAAUCAUUACUCUUCAGUGCCACAUUCAAGAAAAAGGUAGAGCGCUUGGCUAGAGACAUACUUCUGGAUCCUGUACGAGUGGUCCAGGGGGAAGCAGGGGAGGCAAAUGAGGACGUGACCCAGUAUGUGGAGGUGAUGCCUGCUGGACCGGCCAAGUGGACGUGGCUCAUCAAAAACCUUGUUAGAUUUACCUCAAUUGGUAGUGUGCUGAUAUUUGUCACCCGGAAAUCCAACUCGGAGGAAUUAGCAACAAAUUUACGGACGAGGGACUUUUCAUUGGGCCUCCUCCAUGGUGAUAUGGGACAAGUGGAGAGGAACGAGAUCAUUACAGCAUUCAAACGCAAGGAGAUGCCCAUCCUUGUAGCCACAGAUGUAGCAGCUCGAGGUCUGGACAUUCCAUACAUCAGGACGGUGGUGAACUACGAUGUAGCUCGGGACAUAGAUACCCAUACACACAGGAUAGGUCGAACAGGCCGAGCAGGUGAGAAGGGUUUUGCCUAUACCCUGCUGACCGAGAAGGACAAAGACUUUGCUGGGCCUCUGGUGAGGAACAUGGAGGUAGCUAACCAGUAUGUACCUAAAUCCUUGAUGGACCUGGCAAUGCAGAAUCCAUGGUUCAGUAAAAGUAGAUUCAAGCAAGGAAAGGGGAAGAAACUGAACGUGGGCGGAAAAGGACUUGGUUUCAAAGAGAGGCCAGGAUUAGGGGCAGAUUCGAGUACCAGGACCCAGGAUUCCACCAGUAUGGCUAGUUUCCGAGGAGUUGGGACGUCAGCUGGUCCUCAGAGUGACCGUAUGUCUGCCAUGAAACAAGCCUUCUCUGCUCAGUUCAGAUCUAACUUUGUGGCAGCUGCUGACAGUAUCGUACCACAGAAGACUGGUCAUAUCCUAGAACCAAUCAAUGCAACAAAAAAUCCUGUUCCAUCCCAAGAAUCCUCGGAGGAACCCAACAACAAACGUAAAAAACGGUCACGUUGGGACUGAUAAACAAACUGACUCGUUAAAGACUACCGUUAAUGUAUUACAUGUCAAGGAGUUCAACAUCUGACGAGCUGUUCUAGUCCAAAGGAGGUUGAUGACUGGUUAUCAGUGAAAAGGUCGAUAGGUCAUGACCUCUGUUGGGAGACUUGAUACCAACAGACCCAAGCCUUUCUGACACCUGAUGACAUUUGAAAGGAAAAUUGGAUCUGUGAAAUGUUUCGGGGAAGACUAGACACAUUUGCUAGCUUCGCUGCACGUCAGUCAUUGGAUGUGACAAUCGUUGUGUUAGAGGUGUCCAGAACUGGAGACCCUAUACUGUGUCUUGAUACAAUAUCAACCUUACUGAGAGUUUCAUGAGUUUCUUCAGAAUACUUAUGUACGAUAUGGACUUAAGAAUCGUUGAUAGAUAGACUUAUGUACGAUAUGGACUUAAGAAUCGUUGAUAGAUAGAUGAUAUAUCUAUGGUGAUAGUUCAUGGAAUUUUUAGUUUUGAUACUUUAAAAUUUAAUGACUGGUCAAACAUUUAAUUGAAAAGGUUGUUGCCCUUUGAUACGAAAACUGUAAGAAAAUUUUACUGUCAGCAGUAUUAUGUGAAAUUUCAAUGAAAUUGAAAGCACUGAACGGAUUCAUGAAGACAAAACUACCUGGUAGAUUUUAUCAGGUCCAUUUAAAAAAAACAAAAAUUCUAACAUGAAAUGUAUAUAUACAAUAAUGUAUUUUUAUUCAAUUGUCUUUAGAUGUAUUUAAUAUAGUGCCAUUCAAUUGAAAUAAAAUUUAUAUUGUUAUAAAAGUGAAAGACUUCACCUAGUAGUUACCAUACCUGUGAAAUUAUUUUAAAAGUCUGCAUGCUGUGCCCCGAGUUAAAUCCCCUAAACUUCAUCUUAAAAUCAGCAGAUCUUCAAUGUUCCUACCGUAAUUGUGAGUUGUACUGUUAUAAAAAGAGACAUAUCGAGUGUCAUUGUAAAAUCUUUUCUGCCCCAGCUAGAUAUGUUUAUGUGUCCCAGUAGGGUAUUGACAGUUUGUGAUUGUCGUUGUGGUAGACAUUUUAGUGUUAGGUCAUCAGAGGUAUGUGUGAGUUGUGUUUGAAAGUAAAAUAAUCUGUGCAAUACUACCAGUAAGAUGUUUCAGAUUUAUAUAUGUGGUGUAUGGAUUUUAUUGGUCCGAAUAUUUUCAUAAUAUUGCAAGAAUAUCUUAUAUUUAAAAAUCUCUGAUAUUUGAGAGAUUGACCUGAUCAUGUAAUGUUCAACUUUCAUUGCCCUAUUAGAAGUACUGUUUGUAAUAUUUAUUUAUAGAAUUUAAGAAUUUUUCCAUGCAAAAUAAAGAUUUUCAAUUAGCAAGAUGACAAAUGGAAAUAUAAAGUUCCUGCUUGUCUUCCUGUACACCAACAAUGUUAGAGGAUUGCAUGGCCUAUUUAUAUAAUUAGUAGAUAUAUAUAUAUAUAUAUAUGUAUGUACUUCAUUACAAUAUUCCUUUAAAAACAAAACAGAGUUAUCCCCCUUUUGUUUGUACAGAGUGGCCUUGCUGUCGGCACAUUCAUGUCAGAUGUUAAAAUGGCCGACUAGCAGCCUGUUAUAGUAGGUAGUUGUAUAGGAGAGAAAACUAGAACAAACUACCACAUGAUGUCCUAUGUAUCACUAUAUUUUACUAUACAAUCAGUAUAUUUUCUUCCUCUUGGAGUCAAUGUCUGGUUUCCGAUACAAAUGUUUUAGAUCAUGAUAAAUCAUCAUUUCAUCAAUGUUGUGAGACUUUUACCAAAAACUAGUACUGGGGUCUGUCUCAGCACUAGUAUAUGUUUUAGGCAUGAAUGGAGGUGUGGAUGUUUAUAAGUUUGUUUGUACAGGUAAUCGUACUCGUGACUUUAUGUAAAUUGUUGGUGUUGAUUGUAUGUACAGGUGGUACAUAUGGUUGUUAACUAGAGCAGCGGAGUAAGAUGGUACAAAUCUGUUUUAAUUUGUAUAUUAUAAAUAUUGAAUCAGACAUUUUCAUUACAACUGUAUUGAUAUAUACUGUUGAUCAUACAUUAAACGAGGAUUAAGUGAGGAUCCUUGUUGAUUAACUUGUAAGAUUUGGAUGGUACAGAGGAAUUCUUGUUCUGAUCAUUGUUUACAUUGAGAACCAAACCCUUGUUUAAAUAAAACUUACAUGAGAUCAGUUUGAAUAAAUCUUAUCUCAGCAUGAAUCAGA
This is a messenger RNA of Pecten maximus, 4506 nucleotides long. Its product is annotated as ATP-dependent RNA helicase DDX42-like. The record is from RefSeq and is a predicted model, not a curated record. Gene Ontology annotation, molecular function: RNA helicase activity; ATP binding; nucleic acid binding. NCBI's taxonomy places the organism in Eukaryota, Metazoa, Mollusca, Bivalvia, Pectinida, Pectinidae. Bases 67 to 2325 code for a protein of 752 amino acids. The transcript has 20 exons.